Molecule: messenger RNA, 525 nt
Organism: Galeopterus variegatus (Sunda flying lemur)
Lineage: Eukaryota; Metazoa; Chordata; Mammalia; Dermoptera; Cynocephalidae
Product: sialic acid-binding Ig-like lectin 14
Exons: 4
Biological process (GO): cell adhesion
Cellular component (GO): plasma membrane
Molecular function (GO): sialic acid binding
Source: RefSeq, a predicted model, not a curated record
AUGCUGCCUCUGCUGCUCCUGUCCCUGCUGUGGGGGGGGUCCCUGCAGGAGAAGCAAGGGUACGAGCUGCAAUUGAAGGAGCGGGUGACGGUGCAGGAGGGCCUGUGAGUCAUCGUGCCCUGCUCCUUCUCCUACCCCUGGAGGUCGUGGCAUCUCCCUCUCUCCUCCUCAGCCCUGACAGAGAAACCCAACAUCCACUUCCUGGAGCCUCUGGAGUCUGGCCGCCCCGUGAACCUGAGUUGCAGCCUGCCAGGUUCCUGCGAAGGGGGACGACCUCUCAUAUUCUCCUGGAAGGGGGAUGCUCUUACUUCAGUGGGCCCUGGGACCCUCCAUUCCUCCGUUCUCAUCCCCACCCUCAAGACCCAGGACCAUGGCACCAGCCUUACCUGUCAGGUGAAACGCCAAGGAGCUCAGGUGACCACAGAGAGAACAGUUCAGCUGAAUGUCUCCUAUGCUCCACAGAACCUCACCAUCCACAUCUUCAGAAAUGGCACAGGUAAGAAAGAACGUCUCCUCUCCAGGGCU